Dermacentor silvarum is the source of this 2329-nucleotide messenger RNA. Its product is annotated as sarcoplasmic reticulum histidine-rich calcium-binding protein-like. The record is from RefSeq and is a predicted model, not a curated record. NCBI's taxonomy places the organism in Eukaryota, Metazoa, Arthropoda, Arachnida, Ixodida, Ixodidae. The coding region runs from base 885 to 1511 and encodes 208 amino acids. The transcript is spliced from 5 exons.
GCAGGCUCGACGCGCGCGCCGCGCGCAGAUAAACGUCUUUCUUCCUCCCUUCGUUGACUCGCCGCGCGGUUGUUUGAAGCGCGGCGCGCUCGCUCGAGCACGCGCACACACGAGUUGCGGCGGACGUGACAACGAGGGGCUGCCUCCAUUCGCUGCGAUGUGUCAAACUGGUCGCCCAGCUGCUUCGCCGCUGUUGCUCUCGUUCUCUCCUUCCCCAUCCGCUCGCCACAACGGUUCGACGCAGCGGAAGCCGUCGGCACGUAUUGUCGGCCUCGUCGUCCCAGCGGUCUCGUUAGUGUCCCACUACCACUAACUCGCCCUGUUUCUAAAACUUUCUUUCCUUUCUCUUCCUUUGCUUCUACCGUGUUUCGUUCGCAACAGCCAGAGUCUGCCUGCUGUGUCGCGAGUUGUGCAAGGCAUUUGGUGCUGUGAUCGACGCGUGAGGCGAGCUUGCGUGGCCGCCAACUCAACUCUGGACUCAAGCACAAGGAAGAGCAAACAUAGAAGUGCGCGAAACAAACAAGCCUGUUUAGAAAUCGGUGAAAGCCCCGUUCGCAAUCUGAAACCAGGAUUGUUGGGAGGUUAAUAAGCCGUCGGGGGCCUUCUUCUCAACCUUCGAGGUUUUACGAGAACUCGACGGUGUUUGUAGAACUCAGCGGAUCCCCGCGCCUCACGGUAGUGAGGUGUGCCUUCGAAGAGUUGUGACACUGCCGGGUGACGAGUUCCACGAGGUGUCACACGCGUCGGUCAGCGUGCAGCAGUGCCGUAGGAGAAGUUCGGCGAGGAAGGCGUGGUCGCCGCCGACGGGCAAGCUCGCCGUGCGCAGCGCGCUGCGGCGGCUGGGAUCCGGCGUCGCGACGAAGUUCCUAGCGUUCGCCGAGCGGAUGCGCUCGUUCUGGAUCUUCUGGAGACGCAGGCACAAAGUGGGACAGCGUCACCGCGAGGAAGACGCCCACGAGCUGUGCGAAAACGACGCCAACUGCGACGCGGAUGGCCGUCACCGCCGGUUCUUCCUCAAGUCGGGCUCUUCGAGCGAGAGUCCUCGGCCAGCUGCUGUUCGCGUCGACAGCAGCAGCAGCAGCGACGACGAUGACGACGAGGAAGAAGACGAAGACGAGUACGAGGAUGAGUACGAGUACGAAGACGAGGACGAAGACGAGGACCUGACGUGCAACGUCUGCGAGCGCUCCUUCUCCACGGCCCGUCGGCUGUCUAAACACCAGCAGCGCAAGCGCCACUUCGGCUGCCCGGUAUGCGACGCCAUCUUCCCUUCACCGCUCGCGCUGGAAAACCACCGGGGAUCAAUGGAGCACUGGUCAGACGACGACGACGACGACCAGCAGGAGUCGCAUUCGAGGCGGCAACACCGUAGCUGGUGGGAAUGCGACGACGAAGACGAUGACCUGGACGACGAAGAAGACGAGGAAGACGAAGAGUCCUCGGAGGAAGACACCGACUUGGACGACGUCGAGUCGGGCCCCAACUCGCAGGAGCUCGAGCGGCUCUUGUGACUGCUGUGGCCGAGCGCCGCUCACUUCGAUGUCGCCCAGGGCGGCGCUGGGCGGCGCUGCUGCUGCGCUGCUGACGUCACCCGCUACUGAAGAGGCUCUUCGGCCCGGAUAAAAGGACGACGAUAUCAACAAGGCGGGUAAAUGUCGACCGAACAACAAUCGCUUGUGCCCUCCGCACAACGUCGUUCCGGGAGUUCUUAAACGGUCAUCUACCGGAGCAAGAGAAGCGCUUUAAGGACGCACAAAGCCACCCACUGGUCAACCGUAGAGGACUACCACAAGUAUGGGAGACGCGACGCAUUAGUCACGCUCCAGAAAGUGAAUCCUCCAAGAUGUGAUCCGGCGAGUGAUCCCACACCAACUGGCGACUCUUGGUGAAGUGGUCCUUUUAAUCGCCGUCGAUCACAACGCUUGUGAGAUGGGACCUUUUCGUGAUUGUUACCAAUGCCGGACGUAGAGCGCCGACGCUUGUGCCGAAAGUACUCAGUAUAGUAUUUGAUGUAGUACCCAGUACCACGAGUGCUGCUUUCCUGCUGUUUAUUUUUUUCACAGUUCCUUUUAUUUAGUGCGUUCGCGUCCAUCAGUUCGCACUCAGGGAAUCUCCGGAAUUUGAAGCGUAUUACUUUCAAUUUUUCUGUCUUUUGUGAGCUUUUUUGUCUCUAAAUCUAGAUGGACAAUAAAGGACGCCCCUUCAUUAUGUGGUUCAGAGAUAUAUGAAGAAUUUGCAUUGUGUAGAACACGCAGUGUUGGACGACUUGACGGAACCUGUCGCGUAUAUUGUUUCGACGUUGAAGAGAGAAUAAAAGAAACUUGUUGAU